Venturia canescens is the source of this 3317-nucleotide messenger RNA. It is a transcript of the gene Lrpprc2, whose product is annotated as Leucine-rich pentatricopeptide repeat containing 2. Lineage: Eukaryota; Metazoa; Arthropoda; Insecta; Hymenoptera; Ichneumonidae. Gene Ontology annotation, molecular function: mRNA 3'-UTR binding; protein binding. The record is from RefSeq and is a predicted model, not a curated record. Gene Ontology annotation, cellular component: nucleus; mitochondrion. Bases 209 to 3289 code for a protein of 1026 amino acids. The transcript has 3 exons. Gene Ontology annotation, biological process: regulation of mitochondrial translation.
UCCGCCCGUUUGCUGCUGCGCUGCCGCCGCCAGCCAACCAUUUCCCAUUUGCUCCCAUGUUCAUGUAGCUCAUGCAAUAAAAACAUUAUUCGUACAUAAUCAUUACAUUUGUGUAUAUUUAUUAUCAUCCGACAUUACGACGACGGACAACACACACGAAUGGAGAGAACGAAGAGAAAAAAGUUGGUUACCGUUAAAUAAAAGAAGAAUGGCAUUGGUUCGAACAUGGGUAAAACUGGUAAAACGACUCGGCAAACCGUUGACAAUCUGUGAAAUUGGUCCUUACCAUUCAGCUGUCUCGAGUACGGUACGUAAUAAAGUAGGUUAUGUCGAGACUGGUUCAGAAGUGAAUAUUCGUUCAUCGAAUGCCGAAAUAAAAUGUCAUUAUUCGAUCCAUACGAAUGUCUCGAAGAGUCAUUUGCAUGAACAUGGAUCGCAUCUCCAUAAAAAUGAGGGGGAAGGCUAUAGUAGCAAUUUACUCGAAAAAGAACUGGCAAGUCUAAUGGAACACGAUGAAGUCCCGGGCAGCAACAGUAACCGUAAAAACCGACUGGUACAAUAUUGUGAUAAUAUUUUGAUGAGCGUUAAACCAUCCGAACGAGAAAAAGUAAUGGAAAUAAUAUGGAAUGUAUUAGAUAAUAAAUUAGAUAAAAGAAAAACAGCCACUUUGGAAGACUACAAUGCUGUGUUGAAACUUUGUGUGGAUUAUUCGCAGUCGGUAGAUCCGUAUAAAUUUCUAAAAGGUAAAGAAGGAAAAAUAAAUGCAGAAACGCACAAACUUCUACUCAAAUGCGCAGCCAGAAAGGGCAAUAUUCAAGCAGCCUUAUACAUCUUGUCAUUGAUGAGAGGAGCUGACCAUUUAUUGAACGAGGACAUAUUCAAUUCCCUGAUAGAAUUAUAUGCAAGGACGGGAGACGUCAAAUCAACAUACUCAAAUCUUGAAAGAAUGAGAGAUUCAGGAAUCGAGCCGAGCUCACAGAUCUGGACAAAUGUGGCUCGUGUUCAUGCCGUCGUUGGAGAUGUAGUAAGUAUGGAGAAAGUGCUUGAAGCACACAAGGAAAUACACGACCAGCAAUUGAUGGAUCUAGCACAAACACUUGUAUCAUCAAAUAACGGAAAGUACAUAAAACAAUUGACAAAAUAUUUUUCAAACAAUGCAAAUAUCGAGGAUAUGGAUAUAGCUAACGCCAUAAUUGAACUUGCCGAUACACCAAACGGGCAGAACAUUCAUCCCAUGAUGAAUCGUAUGACGAGCGAGAUUGCCAGCGACAGAAGAGACACAUUUUUGGAGAAUUAUCUGAAAACGUUGGUAAGAGCAAGAAUUCCCAUCGAAGCGUUAUUUACGAUAAUUGAUGAUAUUACUGCGAAAAAAAAAUAUUCUUUUGCCACAGCAGAUGUUUGCGAAGCUGCCCUGGAAAAUGGAGAGAAAGAUUUGGCAAUGAGGUUGUUUGAAAGGAUGCAUCAUACAGAUAUACCUCUUAGGACGCAUUAUUAUUGGCCGUUGUUGAUCCAAGCUUGGGGGAGCGGCGGAGAAAUAGAAAUAUUUCGUACGAUAGAGCACAUGUUGCGUCUGGGUGUUCCCUUGGACGAUGAUACUUUUUUUUAUUACGUCUUUCCGCGAAUAAAUACUUCGGACGUUGGCGGCACGGUCGCGAAAUUGCGGGAUAUGAGCAUUGAACCUCGGACGUUUGUAACGCCUCUCAUGUGUUAUCUGUUGACCGAAGAGGAUUUUGAGAGUUGCCUCUUCUUAUGCGCCAAGUACGCCUCGAUGAUUGAUUUUUCGAAAAUCCUUCAUCCUCUCAGCGUUGCUUACAAGUGCAACGGGAACGUUGAAAAAACUGUUCGGAUUUUGAGCUACGCUCCGAGAGCCAGCGGCAACUGUUAUUCCGAGGAGCUUCUCAUUAAUAUUUUUGGACAAAUGCCACAAGAGAAAGACGCCAGAGAAAUAAAGAAAUUUAUUCAAACUUUUGAUAAGUUCGACAUACCCCUAAUGCAGUUUUCGCAAUUCGGCGAGAACAACGAUGGUGCUGAUGAUAAAAAGAAUAAAAGAAAUAGAUUGGUCAAUCCUGCAGAAAGUUUGAGGAAGAUGCCGUAUAAAAUAUUACAUCCGAGGGAAAUGAGCGUCGAUCAAUUGGAGUGUCAUUUAAUCGAGUUGAGAUCAAAAGAAAUGAAUAAACGCGGCGUAUUGAGAAAAUUAUUAAUGGAAUAUUGUCGUGGGAAGGAUGUUAAGCGUGUGAGCGAGCUCAAAAAGGAAUACGACGAUAACGGUUAUCUUUGGUCUUCCGGUUUGUACUCUGUACUUUUUGGAUUUUACACGCGAAACUCGGAAAUUAAAGAAGCCACUCAGUUGUACCAACUGCUCCGGGAGUAUCAUAAGCAUUUCAAGAUUGACUCGGACAAAUUGGUAUCGUUCGCGUGCGCUCUAGUCAAGGAGAAACAGAUCGAGCAAGCCAUGCAAGUUUUAAAAUCGUCAUCCACUCCUUUUUCUUCAAACUCGUCCAACAAAUUUUUGAGCAAGGAAUGUUGGCGCUUAUUGGAUACCGUCGCACAUAGCGAAUUCGCGGAAAUGACUCAAAGCAUUCUUGAUAUUCUCGUUAAAUUUGGUUACUGCGAAAUAAACAAUGCGAUUCUCGGUCCCGUCAUUCGUCAGUAUCUUUUAAUGAAUAACGUCGAGGAAGCCGUCGAAAGUUUCAAGAGAUUCGCUCGACAAUACAAAUGUACACCGCUCCGCCAAGAAUUAAUGCUCGUUCUCUUGAAGGCCAUUCAAUCGAAUGACUCGAGCAAGGAACGUUUCGUCGAAUUAUUAGACGACGUGCGAAUCAUCAUCGCAGACAUUCAUGGCUCGGAACAAUCGAACGCAGAUAUUUUUGUGGGCUUUGCGCGAGCUGGAAUGCGCCUAGAGUUGUUGCAGUUUUUUGAGAAUAAUCAUAUAUCGAAUGAUUUGUUUGUUCGUACCCUCGAGUAUAUCUCGGAGGAUGAAAAACUGUCAACGUUGAACGAGAUUUUUCAGACUUGCACAAAUUUGCCGGCCAGUCACAAGCAAUCACUUUGCGAACAGAUUGUGUCUCUUUAUUGUAGAUCCGGCGAUUGUCAGGGAGCCAUAGAACUGUGCCGGAAAAUGAUGCAAGCGGAUAUAACGUUCUCUCGAACGUUUAUUAUAAAGUUGGUGAAUCUUUUGAAAAGUCACAAGGUACCGGUACCCGAGGAUCUUGAAAUACCCUCGGGGAUCACUGCGGAGAAGCCCUCGUUAUCUCGAGGAAAUAAUUCGCGCUUCGGUAGAAAUGAAUGAAAUAAAACAAUAGCAAAGAAAUUUUGAA